GAAAAUUGGAAGUACAGUUUUAUCUAGCCACAUCUCUGAGGAGUCAGGAAGAAAGCAGUGGAAGCUGGAGUCAUUGUUACGUGAUUGAGACUUUUUACAAGAAAAUCUGAUUGAAUAAAAGUCUUUUAAAUUAGUGACCAUACAAGACCAGUUUUUAAAGGUAACACUGGACAGGAAACGCUAAAGUUGAACAAUGACUCAGCUGUGCACUUACAUCAGGUUAUUGGGAGUCUAUCUGUUCGUCGUUUCUCAUGUUCAAGGGCAGAAUCUAGACAGUAUGCUCCAUGGUACUGGGAUGAAAUCAGACUCCGAUCAGAAAAAGUCAGAAAAUGGAGUAACCUUAGCACCAGAGGAUACCUUGCCUUUUUUAAAGUGCUAUUGCUCAGGACACUGCCCAGAUGAUGCUAUUAAUAACACAUGCAUAACUAAUGGGCAUUGCUUUGCCAUCAUAGAAGAAGAUGACCAGGGAGAAACCACAUUAGCUUCAGGGUGUAUGAAAUAUGAAGGAUCUGAUUUUCAGUGCAAGGAUUCACCAAAAGCCCAGCUACGCCGGACAAUAGAAUGUUGUCGGACCAACUUAUGUAACCAGUAUUUACAACCUACACUGCCCCCUGUUGUUAUAGGUCCGUUUUUUGAUGGCAGCAUUCGAUGGCUGGCUUUGCUCAUUGCUAUGGCUGUCUGCAUAAUUGCUAUGAUCAUUUUCUCCAGCUGCUUUUGUUACAAACAUUAUUGCAAGAGCAUCUCAAGCAGACGCCGUUACAAUCGUGAUCUGGAACAAGAUGAAGCAUUUAUUCCAGUUGGAGAAUCAUUAAAAGACCUUAUUGACCAGUCACAAAGUUCGGGUAGUGGAUCUGGACUGCCCUUAUUGGUUCAGCGAACUAUUGCCAAACAGAUUCAGAUGGUGCGGCAAGUCGGUAAAGGCCGAUACGGAGAAGUGUGGAUGGGUAAAUGGCGUGGUGAGAAAGUGGCAGUCAAAGUGUUUUUUACCACUGAAGAAGCUAGCUGGUUUCGAGAAACAGAAAUCUAUCAAACUGUGCUAAUGCGCCAUGAAAACAUACUUGGCUUUAUAGCAGCAGACAUUAAAGGCACAGGUUCCUGGACUCAGCUCUAUUUGAUUACUGACUACCAUGAAAACGGAUCUCUCUAUGACUUCCUGAAGUGUGCGACGCUGGACACCAGAGCCCUGCUCAAGCUGGCUUAUUCGGCUGCCUGUGGUCUGUGCCAUCUCCACACAGAAAUCUACGGCACUCAAGGGAAGCCUGCAAUUGCUCAUCGAGACCUAAAGAGCAAAAACAUCCUCAUCAAGAAAAAUGGGAGUUGCUGUAUUGCUGACCUGGGCCUUGCUGUUAAGUUCAACAGCGACACAAAUGAAGUUGAUGUGCCCCUGAAUACUAGGGUGGGUACCAAACGCUACAUGGCUCCAGAAGUGCUAGAUGAAAGCCUGAAUAAAAGCCAUUUCCAGCCCUACAUAAUGGCUGACAUCUACAGCUUUGGCUUGAUCGUUUGGGAAAUGGCUCGCCGUUGUGUCACAGGAGGAAUAGUCGAAGAGUACCAGUUGCCGUAUUAUAACAUGGUACCCAGUGACCCAUCAUACGAGGAUAUGCGUGAGGUUGUGUGCGUUAAACGUUUGCGGCCAAUUGUGUCUAAUCGAUGGAACAGUGAUGAAUGUCUACGAGCAGUUUUGAAGCUAAUGUCAGAAUGCUGGGCUCACAAUCCAGCCUCCAGACUUACAGCUCUGAGAAUCAAGAAGACACUUGCCAAGAUGGUUGAAUCCCAAGAUGUAAAGAUUUGACAGAUAAAAGGUCAUGAGGAGAAAUUCUAGACUGCUUCACCCAAGGAAUGGGUGGAAUUAGAAUAGAAUGAGGAUAGUAACUUGGUUCUCAGACUCUUUCCUCACUACACCUUCACAGGCUGCUAAUCUUUCAGUACUCUGUAGAAUACAAGCUGGGAACUUCUAAACACUUCAUUCUUUAUAUAUGGACAACUUUAUUUUAAAUGUGGUUUUUGAUGCCUUUUUUUUUAUUGGAUUUUUAUGAACUGCAUCAAGACUUCAAUCCCGAUUAAUGAGUCUCCAGUCAAACUCUGGGUACUGAAUUACCUGUUCAUAAAAUGGUGCUUUCUGUGAAAGCCUUGAGAAGAUAAAUGAAUUCAGCAGAGAUGGAGAAAUACACACGUUUGCCUUCUACCUGAAAAAAAUUUAAUCUAUUUGUAUUCUACCUUUGUAAACAGCCUAUGGAUUAUGCUCUGUUUGGGAUACAGUACUGCUUAGCUUACGACAGUUUGCCAUGCCUUGGUGGUGUGUGUGUGUCUGUGUACAUACGUGCAUACCAGAGUUCCUCUGCUGCCAUUUGAAUUAGAAGAAGAUAAUUUGUGAAUGCACAGGAAGAUAUUGGUGGCUGUUGGUUUUGUGCUUUAAAAAUGCGUUAU
This is a messenger RNA of Budorcas taxicolor (takin), 2427 nucleotides long. RefSeq names its product bone morphogenetic protein receptor type 1A (gene BMPR1A). Gene Ontology annotation, molecular function: ATP binding; transforming growth factor beta receptor activity, type I; SMAD binding. Gene Ontology annotation, cellular component: plasma membrane; signaling receptor complex. The transcript has 12 exons. Lineage: Eukaryota; Metazoa; Chordata; Mammalia; Artiodactyla; Bovidae. Gene Ontology annotation, biological process: dorsal/ventral pattern formation; BMP signaling pathway; protein phosphorylation. The record is from RefSeq and is a predicted model, not a curated record. The coding region runs from base 194 to 1792 and encodes 532 amino acids.